GUCAAGGCAUGGAGUACCAACUCUAGCUUCAAGAAGUGCCUGAGGAUCUUCCAGCAUCCGAAAGAGGUGUUGACCAUGUCUUUCCUGUUCCUGCGGAUCAUUACUGGCUGCAUGGACGGAAAGAUCCGGAUCUUCAACUUCUUAACUGGAGACUGCCUGAGAGUUAUUAAGACAAACAUGAAGCAAUGCCCUGUCCUUUCUCUGCACACGUACCACAACACUGUGGUUGUAAACAACAGAAGCAGUGUUCUGAUGCUUCAGUUUGCGGAGGUUCACUGGGACUACUCUGCCAGUGCUGUGAGGAAUUUUUUUGAGCAGUCCCACGUCUCCCCUGAGAAUGUGCUUCGGAGUGCUGAAUGGAUGACUCGAGGGAGCUCAUCUAGACAAAAAAGUCGUUCCCACCAUUUUAAGAGCCUCUCAACCCCCAGUAUGCAGCGUGCACAAG
Molecule: messenger RNA, 445 nt
Organism: Sinocyclocheilus grahami
Lineage: Eukaryota; Metazoa; Chordata; Actinopteri; Cypriniformes; Cyprinidae
Product: F-box/WD repeat-containing protein 10-like
Exons: 3
Molecular function (GO): protein binding
Source: RefSeq, a predicted model, not a curated record